This is a messenger RNA of Osmia lignaria (orchard mason bee), 1535 nucleotides long. It is a transcript of the gene CSN1b, whose product is annotated as COP9 signalosome subunit 1b. Gene Ontology annotation, cellular component: COP9 signalosome. Lineage: Eukaryota; Metazoa; Arthropoda; Insecta; Hymenoptera; Megachilidae. The record is from RefSeq and is a predicted model, not a curated record.
CAAAAAUAUGUCUAGUCUUUGUAUCUGUAGUCACUGCUCUCUUAGGAUUUUGUUUUCUUUUGUAGAUCUUUCGUAAUUAAGAAAGAACGUUGACAUGCCGUUGCAAGUUCACGACGUUCAGCAAAAUGUGGUGGAGCCUAUGCAAGUCGAUGCUCCUGCAGAGGAUAAUGAUAAUGCAGAGGAAGAACCAUAUAUUGUAGAAAACCCAACUUUGGAUUUGGAAGUAUAUGCAAACAGCUACACAGGUCUUGCCAAAUUAUACAGGCUAAUAUACAUAGCUGAUCAUUGUCCAAUGUUAAGGAUAGAAGCAUUAAAAAUGGCUAUAUCUUAUGUGAUGACAACAUACAAUGUUUCUCUUUAUGUGAUACUACAUAAGAAGCUAGUACAAGCUGUAGGCACACCUGGAUUACCAGAUGUUGCAGCACAGUCAACAUCUCAAGAUAUGUUAACCUUAGACCAAGCUUGGGUUGAUUCUCGCUCUAAAAAGGCUGCUUUAAAACUAGAGAAAUUUGAUACGGAUCUUAAAAACUAUAGAAGUAAUUCAAUUAAAGAAAGUAUCAGAAGAGGUCAUGACGACUUGGGGGAUCAUUACCUGGACUGUGGAGAUCUUGUUCAUGCCUUAAAAUGUUAUUCCAGAGCACGCGAUUAUUGUACCAGCGGCAAACAUGUUGUUAAUAUGUGCCUAAAUGUUAUUAAAGUUUCUGUUUAUUUACAAAAUUGGACUCACGUAUUAAGUUAUGUAACAAAGGCUGAAAGCACACCAGAUUUUUCUGAUGUACACGGUAAAGAUAAUAACCAAUUUAUAAUCACAAAGUUAAAAGUUGCUGCUGGUUUAGCAGAAUUAGCCACAAGAAAGUAUAAAAUGGCAGCAAGACAUUUUCUGCAAGCAUCAUUGGAUCAUUGCGAUUGUCCUGAAUUGUUGUCUCCUGGAAAUGUUGCUCUGUAUGGUGGACUUUGUGCUUUGGCAACUUUUGAUAGGCAAGAAUUACAGAAGCAAGUCAUUUUUAAUAGUUCCUUUAAAUUAUUCUUAGAAUUAGAACCACAAUUGAGAGAUAUCAUCUUUAAAUUUUAUGAAUCAAAAUAUGCAUCGUGCUUAAAAUUACUAGAUGAAAUAAAGGAUAACAUACUUUUGGACAUGUAUAUAGCACCGCAUGUUAAUGUAUUGUACACAAAAAUUCGAAAUAGGGCAUUAAUACAAUAUUUCAGUCCAUACUUGAGUGCAGAUAUGAAACGUAUGGCAACUGCUUUUAAUAGAACAGUUUCAGAGUUAGAAGAUGAGCUCAUGCAGUUGAUUCUUGAUGGUCAAAUACAAGCCCGUAUUGAUUCCCAUAAUAAGAUCUUGUACGCAAAGGAUGUUGAUCAACGUAGUACGACUUUCGAAAAAUCUAUGAGUGUUGGAAAAGAAUAUCAAAGGCGCACUCGCAUGUUAAUUUUACGAGCCGCUAUGUUAAAGCAACAAAUUCAAGUAAAGAGUCCUCAACGUGAUAGUACUCAAGCAGGAGAGAUGUCAGUUAACUGGAAGCAAUAGUUCAGUG